Molecule: messenger RNA, 252 nt
Organism: Cylicostephanus goldi
Lineage: Eukaryota; Metazoa; Nematoda; Chromadorea; Rhabditida; Strongylidae
Source: the annotation of a GenBank genome assembly
AUGCGCUGUCUGGAGGACUUUCUCCUGGAGAACCUCCAAAGGUUACGACAUCCAACAAAACACAUCAUGAUACAUGUGAGCAAACUGUGCACUACAUCACCUUAUCGAGUAGAAUUAUUUCAGCAUCAUCAAGAAAGCGAAGUCAUAGAAGUGACGACUCUAAAAGCAGAGAAAAACGCCGAUCAUCCGAAAGAAGGACGUAUAGAACGAAUGAAAGCAGCAAACAUCGUUCAACUCCUCGUGCUUACAUAA